Messenger RNA from Trachemys scripta elegans, 5344 nucleotides. It is a transcript of the gene CTC1, whose product is annotated as CST telomere replication complex component 1. Gene Ontology annotation, biological process: telomere maintenance via telomere lengthening; positive regulation of DNA replication. The transcript has 24 exons. The coding region runs from base 1159 to 5037 and encodes 1292 amino acids. The record is from RefSeq and is a predicted model, not a curated record. Gene Ontology annotation, molecular function: single-stranded DNA binding; telomeric repeat DNA binding. Lineage: Eukaryota; Metazoa; Chordata; Testudines; Emydidae. Gene Ontology annotation, cellular component: CST complex.
UUUGUACAAAGAUUAUUACAAUAGUGUAUAGGGUGUGAAUACAGGGGUGUGUUCUGUCACACCCUCUUUCUCAGAGCCUAGCUACUACUUGGACUUCUUGAGAUACAGAAGAACUGGCGAUGGUUAGGAGAAGAUGGUGCUUUUUCUGCCUCAGCCUAAAGGGGGGUUGGUAUCAAUGUACAGUCACAUGCCCCCUACUGUAACUGCUCUAAAAAGGUUUUGUGACUGCUAUAAUGCUUCUUAGGGCACCCAGAACAGUGAGUCACCUUGUCAUCACCUGCCUCCAGCAUGAGGGGGCCUUGCUUGUGCUGGCUGGGUGUUGGUCCCCUAACACAAUCAGCCUGUCAGCAACUCAAGCACUAUCCUUUGAGCUACACCAGCUCUGUCUUUGCCUUGUAGGUUGACACAGAUGCCCCCCCAGACCAUGAGCCCAUUCAGAGUGUCCCCCUAUAUUAUCCAUCCGCUGAUCACGGGAUAUCCACAGAAAUCUCAGAUCCUCUGUUUCCAAAGGAACAAUGUACCCCAGUUUCACCUUACACCCUUGCUCCUGUGUUAUGCAUGGCACUUGAGUUCAGUUAUAAAAAAAAGAAAAAAGAAAUAAUAGAGAUUAAAUUAAAACGCAGUGUAAGAGAUGGGAACCUAUGGUAAAUAUAAAACAACAUCACAACAUGCCUUCUAAAGCUUAAACUUAACUAACAAGUUAUCUUCCUAUCUUAAGAAGUUUAUCCCACCAAAAGUUAUCUCCAGUGUUUCCAACCAAGCCUGGUUGAAAAGACCUCUUCUCAUAAGAUGAAGUUUGCUGGCAGCUUGGCCUCACAGAUUGAAGAGAUCACUAGGGGUUCAUCUGCAUGCCAGAUAUAGUUUCAAAAGUUCAUUGUCUUACCCCUAAACACGAUAACUCCUGCUGCUCUUCCUGUUAAUUUCACAAUCAUUCAUUAACAUUUGGCUCCCGCAGGUGAGUGGAUGCCCAUUGUGAAGCAUACAAUGCUCAACAUGCACAUGACCAGCCAGAGAGAGAUAAGCAUCUUUCCCCCCUCUUGCAGUUAGUAAGGAGAAUGGGAGACAGUCCAGCAAGGGAUCCAUUCGCCCAGAGAGCCAGGAGCUGUUUGUAACCUCCGGAGCAGUUCAGCCAGUCACAGAACAGCACCGUGGCCAAGCAUGAUGCUGGAGAAGGCACCUCUGGAGCAGCGGUGGUCGCGGGCGGCCCGGGCCUUCGUCCGCGAGACCCUCUGCCCCGCGGGGCCGGGCGGCGGCGGCCCUGAGCAGCUGGCGGACUCGGUGAUGCGGUGCCUACGGAGCACGUGGGCUGGGCGGAGCGGCGAGCUGCCGCUGGGCUACAGCUUCAUCUCCAUCUCUGACCUCCAGUGCCAACAACGCACACCCUGCUGUAGUCACAUGACCUGGAGCACCAGUGACUUCAAGAAAUGGGCUCACCAAGGUGAGGUCAUCUUGCCCAAACAGUGUGUUCUGCCACGGACUCACCUGAUCCUGAUUGGCUACCUGACGGAUGGAAGACAGCAGAAGGGGAAAGAGAAGCUAAUGGAUGGCAACCUGUAUGUGCAAGACAGCACUGGUUCAAUUCCCUGUGAGCUCCUGCAUUUUGAAUCUGAGUGGCUGGAGCUACUGUUUCUCUUCCCCAGCUGGGCAUACAUACCACAGACGAAUCAGGGCUCAGCUGGAUAUGUGGAAAUUCUGGCAGACCCAGUGCCAGUGGAUCCUCGAUCAGAGAGAGUGGUUGACACCAUCCCUGUCUUGUACCCACCAACAGCUGCACAAUUGCUCAGCACGAGGGUUCCACGUCAGAAAAGAGCAAAGCUGAAUGUGGCAGGUGAGCUGGCCAGACUCAGUACCCUCCUGUGCAUCCACCACAAGACGUUUUUUUUCCUCUUUCUGAAGUGCUUCACCUCUGCUGCUUGUGUCCCAGUGCUGGUGCAGAAACCUCCCCAGCUAGCUUGGCACCACAUGCUCCAGUUGGGCCAUGGCUAUGUGCUGACAGCAUUGACUGUGUCCAGCCUGAAGGCAUCAGGGCACAAGGUACUCGUCACCAGCUUCUCCUCCUGCCUCCUGCCCUACUGUGCAGAGCAGGUGAAGGAGCAGCCUCUGGAAAUUGUCUGGCAGGGAGGACCAAUUCAGCCAGUUUCCCCUGAGGCCGCUGUGCACCUCCCCCUGGAGCUGACAGAUGAGAAGUUGCCAGUGCCAGCUAAAGAGUCCAAGAUCCUGUCAUACAUGGGGAUCAUCACCCGAGUACUAAAUGCCCAGGCUGGCCUCUAUGAGCUUGAUAACAAGAUCUGUCUGUGCCUUGCUUACCAGCAGCUGUUGAACUCUGCCCGUGGACUCCGACCAGGAGCAUGCGUGGAGCUCCGAGACGUCCACCUCUUGCAGAAGCCCCUGGCUUCUUUCCCCUUUGCUGUUGUCCUUGGUGCCUGUCUGCACAGCAUUGUCCUUCUCAAGGGUUUCUCAAGGCUCAGCACCUUCCACCAGCCUGUAGCCUCCUCUAGAAAUCUCUACAUGCAACUGCUCUUCCAGUAUAACCUAGGCCUGCCACUCUAUCUGUGGCUGGUGAGCCUGUUGGAGAUGCUGGAGCAAAGGUUUUGCUGUUUCGUUGGGCGCCGGCGGCUGUUCAUCCGCUCUGUGCCUCAAGGUCCUGGAGUAGCCGAGAAGUUUCUUGUCCCCAUUCUGAACGCUGUGGUGCCUUCUAAGGCGCGAGUGAGAGAUGUUCAUCAUGAGAUCCUAGCAGAAAUGCACCAUUGUCCCCUGCAGCAGUAUCAGCCCCUGGAGCCCCCAUGCCAGGCCCCACCUCUUUCUCUGCUGCGCUCUGUGGCUGAGCAAAGAAGCAAGGAAGCCUUUAAUCCAUCGCAGCUGCUGUCCCCCUUGGAGGCUCAGCACAUGGGCACCCAAGAGCUGAAUCGCAGACUGGCUUGGUCCUAUGAUACAUUCUCAGCAAAGAGCUUCCAACCCCGAAUGGUGUUGCUGGGGGUGUUGAGAGUUUCCUGCAGCAGCGGCUCCCUUCAGCUGCGGGACAAGAGUGCUUCGAUCCCCUGUGUGAUCUCCCGCAGGGAUGGGAGCCCCUUCGCUGACACGGCUCUCAUAGGGUCCCUUUUGCAGGUGGAAACCUACCAGCUUGUGGUGGAGCGAUUCCUUCAAAGUGACUUUCCCUCCUGGGAGCAGCUGUGGACCCUGGAACAUGUGAGGGGCAGAGAAACAAGGCUGUAUGUGCAAUUCUGCUUUGAAGAUGUGCAGAUUCUUCAUACGCCUGAGGUGCAAGUCCAAGAGGGUCCCACAAGCAGUGAUAGUCCCUCAUUGGGGAAAAAGGAUGUUCGCAGCUCAAAGGUUGAGCUGGGAUCUCCAGAGGCAAAGCUGCCAAAGUUGGAGGGGACCAGCCCAGGAGCUGGCUCUGAAGAGGGCUGUGAUAGAGGCCAGAGCAGUGCCAGAGAAACCAGCUGCAUGUCUCGUCUAUUCCUGGUCACCCAGAAAGAGGGGCUUAUGUCACGCAACUACCUGCCGGCUGCAGAAGGAGAUGGAGAGGGGCAGGAGCUGCAGCUCAGCUUCCAGGCCACCAUACUCUGGGUGGACAAACCUCAGCUCUGGGGGCAUCCCAGGGAAAUUGGGAACCUGCCAGAGCUGGAGCAGAUCAACCAUCAGAGGGAGGACAGCGAGGCCCAGCAGAGGGUGCUGCUGCUCUUUAUGGGGAGAUCACUUCGAUGGUUCCCAUUCCUGCACCCGGAUGGGCUGUACCGGCUUAUUGUGCCCCAGUGUUUGGACUUUGGGGUGUUUGAGCGGCCCUGUCUCUCGCCGUUGCAAGGGAGGCUUCUGAACCAGUCGGGCUGCUCCUCGUGCCUGCUAGUUUCAGCUACCUGGCACCUACAGCAUGAGACCUGGAUCUCCUGCCUGGCUCAGCCCCAGGUGAUCCCAGGGUCAGAGCGGGCAGGAAUGGGGCAGACAGUCUUCUCCAUUCCAGAGCUACUAAGCAGCAGUUUCACAGGCUCCCUUGUCUCUUUCUCUGGUGAGAUAGUGGAGCGGACCUUGUGUGCUUCCCCUGGGAAUGAAAAGCUCUCUGCGCCCUGCAGCAAGCGGCGGCAGAAAGGGACCCUCCUGCCCUGGGAUCACAGUGUGAAGCUGAGUGUCUCAGCUGCUCUUGGCUCCUCUGUUGUGCUGGAUGUUUACAUAGCAGUUGCCUACCUUCAGCAUCUCUGGGGUUUGCUGCCUGGGGCCAAGAUUCUCUUCCAGAACCUGCAGCGCAAAAUCUCCAGGUUCCAUAAUGUUUAUUGCACGUACAUUGCCUCCAGCUGUAUCAGCAUCCUGGCUCUGCCACCCCCCUGCUUGCUCCUUUCCUCCAAUCCUGCAGGUAUAGCCUCCAAGUCUCCUGCAGCCACAUCCCCCUCGCUGGUGUUUCUGUCCAAGCUGCUGCUUCAGCCUCACAGCCUGUCCCAGGGCCAGAUCCUCUGCCACUUAUCCUGUGUCCUGGCUUUGUCCCUGCAAUGGAUCUGCUCCGUCUGCAGCAGCAUCUUCAGAGAGGGGAGGUGCAGCCGACACAGCCCACCCUGCCCGUCACAAACAGGAGUGAGUCAAGCCAGCGCCAAGAUCCUGGUGGAGGAUGGAACAGGUGAGGCUCUGGUGCUGUGCAAGAACCAGCAGGUGGCUGCAGUGUUAGGCCUGAGCCCUGUGGAGUGGAAAGCUGUGCAGAGCAAUGUGCAGAGAAGGGGCAGCAUUUUCAUUCAGCAUGGAGGAGCCAGUGCCAGGCCUGGGUGUGUGGAGGAGCCUGAAGACCUUGUCACCUGCUACCUGAAGAGCCUGUGUAGGAGCCAUGCCAUCUGCCGGCCCAUCCUGCUGGCUUUCAGCCUCAACAGGAAGUCGUCAAAGAUUUCCCAGCCAGAUUCACUGCAGCUGAGAAGGUUUCUGUGUGGUGAGAUGGAGUUUGUGUCCCGAGUGGGAACUCGACUGAGCCUGACGUGCCUGAACAUCCAGGAGGCAGAUCCCAAAGUCUUGUGCAGUCUGAGCAGCAAGAGGAUCAAAACAUCGAUCGGUCACUCAGCUUGAGGCCUGGUCUCUCACCUCUGUCCAUAGGGAAGGAAUGAGAGAGCCCUGGCUGAGUCUACAGGCUGUGGGCUGCGACUGGAGUGUUUGUUGUUAGGGCUUUGGGGUCAGUGACUGAGGGAUGGAAUUGAUUGAGUGUUUCUUGAGGGAGGUCAUUCUGAGACUCUUGAUGCAGCCAAUUGAAGGCUAAAAAUCUGGGAGUGACCUGUGCUCAUCCCAACUUAGCACUCAGCUGUGGGCUGGACACAAUACAGUUUGUGUGUAUUUUACAGUAUAAUAUCUAAUGUAAAUAAAAGUAUUUUUAACAACA